AUAUAACCAGAAGAAGGAACUGGAGAACAGGUUGGCCUCUAUGAGAACCUUUGUGGACAGUGGGCAAGCAGAUGAGGAUCAGAUACGGGAAUUUUACAUACUACAAAUCCAGAAAUGGAUCAACACCAGUCUGGAGGAAAUUGAGAGUAUUGACCAAGAAGUGGUGAUCUUGAGGAGCAGAGGUACAGCAAAACAGUCUUCAGCACCACCACUGCACAGUACUUCUCGGCAAGUCAGGACUCCACUGAAACCUUUUGUUCUUACCCGGAAUGCUGCCCAGGCGAAAGUGUUUGGUGCUGGAUAUCCCGGCCUGCCUACUAUGACUGUGGAUGACUGGUAUGAGCAGCGCGGGAGGCAGGGAGUCGUGUCUGGUCAGAGUGCACCUCAGAGAACACCAGCAGGUAUAACUGAUGAAGAGUUGCAGAAGCAGCAGCAGGAGAAAAAAGAGCAAGAGGAUGAUGAGGAAGCUCUUCAAAAAGCUCGAAACUGGGAUGACUGGAGAGAUACACACCCAAGAGGCUACGGCAACCGGCAGAAUAUGGGCUGA
Messenger RNA from Leptosomus discolor (cuckoo roller), 547 nucleotides. NCBI's taxonomy places the organism in Eukaryota, Metazoa, Chordata, Aves, Leptosomiformes, Leptosomidae. The record is from RefSeq and is a predicted model, not a curated record.